Naegleria gruberi is the source of this 489-nucleotide messenger RNA. Its product is annotated as GCN5-related N-acetyltransferase. Gene Ontology annotation, molecular function: acyltransferase activity, transferring groups other than amino-acyl groups. Lineage: Eukaryota; Heterolobosea; Eutetramitea; Acrasida; Naegleriidae. The record is from RefSeq and is a predicted model, not a curated record. The coding region runs from base 1 to 489 and encodes 162 amino acids. The transcript has a single exon.
AUGCAAGAAAAUACUUUCACUGAAUACACUUGUAGAAGAGCCGUCAUUGGUGAUGCACCAUCAAUUACCGAUUUUAACAUUAGAAUGGCACUUGAAACGGAAGGAAUUAACUUAACACCAUCAAUUGUAAAACGUGGAGUGGAAACAGUUUUUGAAAGGGAAGAAAAAGGAAGAUAUUAUGUUGCAACCAUUUCGGAAGGAGAUAAUGAAAAAGUUAUUGGAUCAUGUUUGAUAACUAUGGAAUGGAGUGACUGGAGAUGUUGUGAUUAUUUUUAUUUACAAAGUGUUUUUAUUGAACCAGAACAUAGAAGAAAAGGUGUCUUUAGUCUAUUGUAUAAAUUUGUGGAAAGUGAAUGCAUCAAGGCAGGCACUGCUUCUCUGAGACUCUACGUUGAUAAAGGAAAUGAAAAGGCAAAGCAAUCCUAUCUCAAAUUGGGAAUGGAAGUGUCACAUUAUGAAAUGUUUGAGAAAAACUUUUAUGAAAAGUAG